UAGUGUCGCAAGGACUUGACUUAAAAAAUUAACGAUCGCAUGUGACACAGCCUAAAUUUACAGCCUAGAUUUUUAGAUAGAUGUGUACCGUGUAAAUUACGUGCAAAUUGCGACGUAUAUCAUCUAUUGUAAGACAUUAAGUGCAAGUGCAUCCACGUGUAUCUCCUAGUAUUUAAAGGAUUGCAAAAGUGGCGCAUAAAUAUACACGCAAGUUUCCUCCCGUUCUGCGUAUAUCGACGAUCAAGGGACCUUAUUCGACAUCACCGCUCGACACCAAUUUCGGCGAUCGAUCCGAUCGCGUUAAGAGAGUGACAAUUCAACAAUUAUUACCACACGGCGCAAGAGGCGUUCUCCGUAAUUGGUGUUCUUCAGCCACCCCGCGCGAUAUAACACAUCAGCCACGUAUAACGGGAUACGAAAAAACGACGAGGCUCACCGUGCGUAGUCGAGAGAUUCGUCAAAUAAUCCCACGACACCUGUAGUUCCCCUCCGAUCGAGCCCCGACGUGUCGCGGCAAUUUCAUCUCAAUUUGGUCUGCAGAAAUCGCACGGCGAUGCGAGUGCCGACGCUGGCCGUCACAGCUGGCUGUUCAACGACAUUAUGAUGAUGAUGAUGAUGAUGAUGACGUUACCAAAAGGAGAACGUGCCGAGCCUGUCUCGUAGUGGCGCGCACUCGCUGCGCGUGAUAAUAAAACCGACGUAGUUGUGCAUAGUCAUACUAUUAAAUUGUACAUAAUACGCGAGAGACGAUCGCCAGGCGUAUCAGAGAGCCUGACGAAAAUGUUGUGCCUGGAUAUUAAACUCGUUUCGCGGCUGCGGGGUGUCUCCUCCGGGACUGCUUCGUCAACUGCGUCAUCAACGCACGCGGCGGCGGCGACGGCGACGGCGACGGCGACAGCGACGGCGACGGCGACGGCGACGGCGACGGCGGUCGCAGCCUCGUCAUCCUCGGCGGGCGCGAGCUCCGCGGAGAAAAGCAAGUCCCGCCGAGCGAAACGCGAGAGUGGCGAGAUCGCCAGCUCGGCCACGACCAGCGACAGCGAGGAGGAACCGUUGCGGCCCAGUUCGAGAUCCGUCCAGGAGAUGAUACGCAGGAACAGAUCGAGAUCGGUGUGCGUGGCGGCGAUCCUGCCGUCCUCGCAACUUCGGCAGUUGCAUCGACGCGCCAGCCAUAUAUCCACCACGGACGCGAUAGCGAGGCGAGGAGUUUUGUCGAGGCGAUGUUACGGCAGCGUCGAGAUGUUGCCGCAGAUCGAGCAGGACGGUGCCGAGAAUGGGAGAAGAUUUCGAGUGGAGAACGGGAACUCUCCCGGAGAAAAAGAAGAGAUGUUCGGUUCGCCGAGUACGCCGAUAUUAGAGAAUCCGGAAUACCAAACGCGUUGGUAUUUCAAAUACUUCUUGGGCAAACUGCAUCAAAAUUAUAUCGCUUCCGAUCAAGAGAAAAAUCCUCUCUUCCUCUCGGUAGUCACGAGCGAAGUCGGUGAUCAAUGCGUACCACACUACAGAGUUAUUCUAUGGAGGCGAACUGGCGCGCAGAAAAUAUCGUUGCCGUAUUCGGCGAACAAAACGAUGACUAUCAGACAAAUUCUCAGCAACUUCUUCAGUCUGGAAAAGCUCGAAAAGGCGCCGCGAGAGGUUUUCGCGCCCGAACUACAAAAGGAUCUGUUAUUAUUAGAGGAACAAGAAGGCUCGGUGAACUUCAAGUUUGGCGUGAUUUACGCGAGGGAGGGUCAGAUCACCGAUGAUGAGAUGUUGUCUAACGAAAGUGGUAGCCCGGGCUUCGAGAACUUCCUGGAAAUCUUGGGUGAGAGGAUACGGCUCAAAGGUUGGGACAAAUAUAGGGGCGGCUUGGACGUGAAAGGAGACAUGACGGGCAAGGAAAGUUAUUACACCGUUUAUGCGGGUCACGAAGUUAUGUAUCACGUUAGCACGAUGUUGCCGUACUCGAAAGACAAUCCGCAGCAGCUCGAAAGGAAAAGGCACAUCGGGAACGAUAUCGUUAACAUCAUUUACACGGAUGAUCCAUCAGCCGUGGAUACUUUCAAUCCGAACUGCAUAAGAAGUCAAUUUACCCACGUAUUCGCCGUGGUGACGACCGAGCCGAACGGCAAGGGGUGGCGGGUCGCUAUUUAUUGCGACGAGAACGUACCUCUGUUCGGACCGAGCCUUCCCUGCCCGCCGGUUUUCGAGGACCCGUAUAAUCUCCGCGAAUUUCUCCUCGUUAAGUUGAUCAAUGGUGAAAAAGCUACAUUUGACACCCCGACAUUCUCCAGGAAGAGGGAAAGAACCCUCGACGCCCUGUUGCGAGACAUGUACCAGGAGCAUUCGCAAGACAGCAAGAGCAACAGUAUGCUAAAUCGCCGAGCGCUUUCCGAUGUCGUCGAGGCUCCAGGUCGACGGCGAGAAGAGACACGCGCUGUCGAAAUGGUACGAGUCGGACAAGCCCUUAAGUUGGAAGCUAUAAUGCGUGGCCUCGCACCCACUUCUCUUGCCACUGUCGGCCCUCUAAAGCCUAGACCAUGGGAACCGAGAUGCAUCUAUCCUGAUUUUCCUUACGAGGUCGUUUGCGGUGAUGUCUGGUUGGAGAGCAGGCUGAUCCUCGCCUCGGAGAACGGGACGUUUCUCAUCGAAGACGGAGUCUCGCACAGAUUGAUCUUCGACGAGUCGGUGCAGAUCAAGCAGCUGGACGUGGUCGAACAGCACGGUAUCCUUCUGUUUCGCGCCGGCGACAAGGGCAAGGAGAGCAGCGUCUACGUCUUCCGGUUGCGGGAGUUCGAGAGCGACGCGUCCGCGAGAUGCGCCGAGCUGUUCAACGAUCGCGAGAACGACGAUCGGGAGAAGGAGGAGGAGGACGACGACGAGGACGCCGAGGACGACGAUGACGAUUGCGACGAGGAUGACGCCGACGACUGCGACAAUUUCACCCGCGCCACCGCCAAGUUUCAGCCGGCGGCGCGUUCGCGAGCGCGGAUGCGCGUUCGCGCGCCGGCCGUUCGAAGCCGACCGCAUAUCAAGGAGAGGAAGCUGCGGCGUACGCGGGGAUGCGGCUUGUACAGCAUCACGAGACCCGGAGGCUCACACUUACGCAUGUGCGUAGUCGUCGGCCGCCGAUUGACCGUCCUUCAAUGGAAGCACAAUGCAGCCUGGACCAUCUGGUGCUCGUCAGCUGACACCGACACCACCGACGGUUUUCUGCUGCUGAAGGAGUUCACCGCGAGCGAAACGCCCUCGUUAGUGACGAUGAUCGAGAGCGUUGAUCCGGCAAACGAGUGGACAUUGUGCUGCGGCGCUCGUCAUCAUUUCGAGUUAAUCUCUGCCUCCGGUGCUUCGAGGAUUGUUCAUUUGGAAGCGACGCCUAAGCCACACUUGGUAGCGGCGUUGGAUCUUCGCGAGGACGAGGAGCCGGAACUAUUGCUCUGUUACAACAAUACGUGUCACUUUCAAAAGCUGGCAGAAGAGAACGCUGCGCCGACCGAGUUCGACUUCAAUUGGAAUUCGAUGCCGACAGCCGUAGCCUGUGCCUUUCCAUACGUGAUCGCCUUCACUAGCGACACGAUGGAGAUUCGAUUGAUAAUAAACGGCAACCUGGUCCACACGAUCGCCAUGCCCAAUAUCAACUUGAUCACUUCGAAACGGGACAUCUUCUUCGCGACCACGGCGCCGGAAUUCCUUUUAGGAAAAUGCGAGCGAAUCCGCCUGGACUCGAAGCCCCUUGAGAAGGAGGAAAUGCCUUGCAGCCCACCGCCCACCGCCCACUCCUCGUCCUCCUCUCGAUCGAGCGUUCAGAACAGUCAAGCCGACUGGAAACCGAUAAGGAUCUACCGGAUACCACUGCAGACGCUGUCAAGGAGCACGGCAUCCAACUGCAGUCAAAGAAGAUGUCCGAGUCCCACCGAGCCGGAAAUCGUCUCCGCGCCACCGACCUCCGACAGGACUUUCCUGAACGUCGAACCGCAACGUGUGUUAAGCAGGUCCUGCAGCAGCAGUCCUACACCCACACCAACCACGAAUUUGCCGUCGCCAUGUAAAAAAUAGAGCGCCGUAGCUUCGAGCGCGUUCUCUUGGCGCUCGCCAAAAACGAUUGCGUUAAUUGCGUGAUCUUUAAAGGAAUCGAUCAACGGAAAAAAAGUAAAAAAAACAAAAAAAAAAACAAAACAAAACCAAACCGACCGCACGUACCUGACUUCUCGUUCUCAUAUGAGAAAACACAUGAAAAUCUUUGUCAUUGUUAUGCUGUUAGCGCGCGUCGCCAUUGCAUGUAUAUAUCUUGAAUGUAAGAGCGAUCGCGCGCACGAGUUAUUGUUUGGGUAGAUUUUGACGGGAAUACAUUAAUGUCUUAAUUACGGAAAGAAAAGUAA
Molecule: messenger RNA, 4358 nt
Organism: Pogonomyrmex barbatus (red harvester ant)
Lineage: Eukaryota; Metazoa; Arthropoda; Insecta; Hymenoptera; Formicidae
Product: GTPase-activating Rap/Ran-GAP domain-like protein 3
Biological process (GO): regulation of small GTPase mediated signal transduction
Molecular function (GO): GTPase activator activity
Source: RefSeq, a predicted model, not a curated record